AUAAAAUGAUUUAAAAUUAAUUAUAAUUCACACAUCAGGAAAAUUCAUUACUCAGACCUAAAAUGUUGGGAGAAAUUAAAUUCGUUAACGGUUAUUCGUCAACCAUAUGUUUAUUACCGCCGUUCUCGCCAUUUGCAUUACUCUUGCGCAAAAGUAGAAUCAAUCGCUCCUCUAGAGCCAUAAGAAUCUGAGACAGACAAAAUGCUUCUCACGACGGCUCUUAUCCGGUGCGGAGAUCGCGAGUCGCACAGACAGUUAAUUAACUUUUCAUUCAUAUCAUCAGGAUAUGGUUAAUCAAAAAUCAAAUGUGCGAGAAACGUACAGGAAACCUUUCGCACGCAGGUCAAAGGCAAGCUGUGCAAUCAAAACAUUAUACGCGUGUAUCUCUUGAAAUCUUCCGAUUCAUCAUCCUGAUAUACUUUUCAUCACCACAAUACGGCCUUGUUAUACAAGACUCGCUCGACGCAUGCGCCGCGCAGGAUCGAAUCAAGAGAGCGAACCGCACGUGAGAUUAUUGUAAAAAUUACGAACUAAAUUUCUGGUUCCUUGCUAGUUCGAUUGUGUUAUCGAAUUUGCAGGGACAGAGGAACCGCUCCAAUUUCACCGCGAAUCCCGACGCACCAUUCUACAUUCCGCAUCUCACGCGAUAAUUCCAUUUGAAAUGUCCACCGUGGUAAACCCAGAUGUCGCCAUGAGUCGGCGAACGCCGUUGGCAGUACGGCCCUGGCGCGCCGACCACGACGGUCGCGCGUAGCGGUUAUUUGUCGGCAGCAGCGGCGGUACGGCGCGGGCCAUAGUCGAUGCGAAGCGUUCGGUGAGGUGAACGGUUGCCGACGUGACUCGGUUGGCCGGCGAACGACGGAGCAUCAUUCGAGUCGAGCGGUCGCGAGCGAGCGUGGCGGUCGAUAGUGCGCCGAGAGGUAUGGCCGCGUGAUGCGAUUGUUUGUUCGUGGCGCUUCGCGUGCCGACGUCGUCACACAGGACGACAGCUGAGGAGCGCGCGACAAUUGCUGCUACGAACAGGUACGAGGGACAGGAGUGCGCAGCACAGCCGAGACCAAAAUGUGGAGUCCGACGCACGUUCAAGUGACAGUUCAGAGAGCCAAGGACUUAUUGACCAAAGGAAAACACAAGACCAACGAUUGCUUCGUGACAAUCGCCCUCGGCAAGGAAAAGUACCAGACGUCGGUGAAGGAGAAGGCUGUCAAGGACGUGGAAUGGCACGAGGAAUGCGAGCUGCUAAUUCCGGAACAGGGUAACACUGCGGAAAUCGUCCUAACCGCCCUGCACCGUAACUUUCUGGGUGUUGACGAGUUCCUCGGCACGGUCAGCAUACCUCUUUCCAGUUUCGAUGUGUACGAGAGGCCCAGGAACAGAUGGUACGCCCUUAACAGUAAACCAGGCAAAGAGAACACGAAAGAGAGAGGCGAACUCGAGGUGAGAAUCGGCUUCAUCGUGAAAGCUGGAAGCCUGACCGAUCUAACCAGAAAAGAGCGUCACAAAAGCUCGCUGGGCCAGCUGUCCACCGCCGCGCAAUCGAUCGGCGGUAGUUUACUGAGUAUCGGCAGUCUGGAGAAGCGCAAAGGCCUCAAGAAACUAGCGAAAUCGAUCGGAAACAAAGUCAAAGGUAAAAGUAAGAAUCGACUCGAUGUUGACAAUCUCGACGAGAAGGAGGAACACCAAUUCACCAGGAUCACUCGGCAGGAACCAGGCGAGGCUGAUCCCGGAGUUAUCAGCGAGGACGAGGAUGAAUUCACGUUCGACGAUUUGUCUCACAAGAGCUCGGCCUCGUCUCUGAACGCACCCGUGCCAGGUGUGAACGGCGGUAGUACCAAUGGCAUCGGCAUUCCGAAUGGCUCGCAGAGCAACGUCUCCAGCGAGGUGCAUCACACUCCACCGGUGCCGGUUAACGCCGCACCGAACAAACCGCCACGAUUUGUCAUGAGCGCGUCUACGACGAACCUAUCAAAGGUCGGCAGUGCGAAGGACGACGAAUGGGGCUUGAAGCUCUACGGCAAGCAGGCCAGCAGUGUUCCUAAGAGAUGGGAAAAUAAGCCGAGUCCUAAGAUUGUGGUGAACGAACCGCAGGACAACAAACACGACGCUUCGCCGGCUCGCUCACCAUCGCCGGCGUUUAGGUUGAAGGAACCACCGGAACCGCCCAGUCCGGCGCCGAGGGAGAUCCUGCAGCCGAAGAACAAGGACGAGAAGUUCGCCUCGAGCAAGGAGAAGCUACUGAAGGAGGAUAAGCUGAGGGACAAAAAGGACGACAAACUCGGUACGCGCAGUCCCAAGGAGGAGAAGCACGCGAAGAAGGACAAGAAGAGGGACAAGGAGAACAAGUUCAACGACGAGAAUCACCUGUCUUCCGAAAGAAUCAUCAUCGGCGGCGAAGACGCAGUCAAGAAUGCCGCGAACUCGAAGAGCCGCCUACCGCACGAGGUCCUGAAUCAGUUUGAUGGAAAGUCGAGAGAGGAUCUAAUAGAACUGGCGCUGCAUCUGCAGGCGCAGAUCACGGAGAAGAACAAGAGACUCACCGAUCUGGAAGAUUACAUCGAUGCAUUGCUGUUACGCGUGAUCGAGUGCUCUCCGCGAUUACUUCAAAAUCCGUACAUGUCGCAGAGACGACUGUCGUCUCCCGGACAUCAGUAAAUUCAACGUUUAACGACGAAGCUUUCCUAAUUUUAACUAAGGGGCCACCCAUUGUGCUCGCCUGUACACCUCUUCUCGAUACCUUAAUGAUACUUUCUAGACAUGACUGAUGCAGCAAAUGGCUACGUGUUACUAGAAACUUGUUGCUGCGUACUCUAAUUUAUUUCCUGCCUUCUUGAGCUUUAACUUGGCAAAAUGGACGACGAUAUAUUCUCGCAGUGACGUUGCACAAAUGCGUGUUUCCCUGUAUUUAUUUAUGAUAAGUAAACGGUAAUUUAUUAAAACCCGGGUUACUGUCGGCACGAACAAAGGA
Messenger RNA from Dinoponera quadriceps, 2965 nucleotides. It is a transcript of the gene Rip11, whose product is annotated as rab11 family-interacting protein 2. The transcript has 7 exons. Gene Ontology annotation, biological process: regulated exocytosis. The record is from RefSeq and is a predicted model, not a curated record. The coding region runs from base 1063 to 2652 and encodes 529 amino acids. Lineage: Eukaryota; Metazoa; Arthropoda; Insecta; Hymenoptera; Formicidae. Gene Ontology annotation, molecular function: small GTPase binding. Gene Ontology annotation, cellular component: intracellular membrane-bounded organelle.